AUGCCUGAUUCAUCGGGUGAUGAGAAAGACUCUCGAACCGCGUCCGUCGGCCUCCCACGUGCUCGCGCAAGCAAUACUGGUUCGAACAACUCGUCGCGACGCAGUUCUCAGGACAGGAAACAGGCGAAUCCGGCUAAGAGACGGAGGAUUAAGGGGAAAGAUUCCACUGGUCGAGAUGUCCGGGACUUUGUCCCUCAAGGGGCCACAUUCAGUGCCACAGGCGUGUUGGAGGUAGACCCGGACAGCACAUCAAGCUCGGGUUCGGAUUCCCCAAGCGACAAUGAUGGGCUUGAUUCAGCCAAUGCCGAUCCCCCAAACGAAGAAGAAGAUGGCUCACCAACGAGGAUUGACGUUACACCAGAUGAUGGGAGUAGAGAGAGCCGAAACGAAACAGAGCCACUGACAAACGCAGAUGAUGGCAAGGGAAGAUUCCCGUGGCAGUCGCAGUUCGUCGCAGUCAAUGGGAAAUAUUGGCGAAGUAGCAGCGCAUCAGAAUCCAGCGCAAAUGAUGAAAAUGACAUUGCUGGAAAGAGAGAUGUCGAGGAGGGAGAAAUCAACGAUAUCGAUAUAAGAAGACUUCCGAGUGAAUCAGACGACUCCGACACCACUUCAGAAGACUCAGAAGGAGAUGAAGAACAAGAAGCUGAUAAUUCUAUCAUGCUAAACGUCGGCUCCCAUGACUCAGAAGACGGCCAUCCAUCUGCGGACGGAGAUUAUCGUAAGCCCCGACCGCUAUCCACCCCUGCAGGAGGGCCUUCCAAUGGCGAUGGCCCCCUUGAUGCAGCCCUAUCACAGUCGAAAGAGGAUGCUCUUCACUACUCUUCCCGGAAAUAUCCUGCUGCGCCAGUCGCGCUUGCUGAUCUUAAUUCCGAAGAUUUUGAGACCCAAGCUAAGUUUAUAUACUAUGGCCAUGAAGCCCGUGACAUAGAUCUCAGCUUGCCAAUUGCCUGUACUGAAUGCUUGCAGGAGGGCCACCUUGCCGAAGUGUGUCCUUCCAAGGAGUGUGUACAUUGUGGUGCUUGGAACAAACACCAAAGUAGCUUUUGCCCUUCAUGGAGACGGUGCCAAAGAUGUCGUGAGCGAGGUCAUGAUGAGCAGCAGUGCUCUUCGCCACUGAAAAGCUCGGCAUCCGAAGUCCCUUGCGAUCUCUGUGGAUCCAAUGAGCACCUGGAGCUCGAUUGCGACGUUAUGUGGAAGCUCCCACAACGAAGCAAGUCUCCAGGCCCUGUGCUCGUUUCUAUUUCUUGCUCCCAUUGCACCAGCAAUCGCCAUCUGAUCGGAGACUGUCCAUCUCUUCCAAGGCCAAUGAUAUCAUCAUCAUGGACAUUGAAUGGAUUUGACCCUGACAUGAUAACCAAUACUAAUGCCGUCGUUCCUAGCAAGAAGAAGGAUAAGAGAAAUAAUCAGCGCUCUUUGAGGAUCCGGGGUCGAGCUGAUUUCCGUUCACCAUCCCCUGACAGCGAUGACAUGAUGGCACAUCCAAAUAAGCUCCAACGUGUUGGCCGCAAACCGAAUCGUGGAAGCAUUCGGUUUGACGGUGGCAUCGGCAGAAAUAGGGAUCUAGCUGGACCGGGGAAUUCUCGAAACCCACGCCAGGAUUAUCGUGAUCGUCAGGAUUCCUUUGCGAACGACCCGCGCCCUGGAAGGAUGCGAGGAAAGGACAGCUGGCAGCCAGCAUCCAAUGGCCCCCCACAAGGCCGAUCAGGGCCUCCUGCUCGUAACGCACGAGGCAGUGGACGAGGUGGUAGAAACAGACGAGGCGAUAAUAGAGACUCCUACCGCCCAAUGCCUAGUUCGGCGAAGAAGAACUGGGACAGGUUUAGACUUUGA
Monascus purpureus is the source of this 1830-nucleotide messenger RNA. Lineage: Eukaryota; Fungi; Ascomycota; Eurotiomycetes; Eurotiales; Aspergillaceae. The record is from the annotation of a GenBank genome assembly.